Messenger RNA from Trypanosoma grayi, 1359 nucleotides. RefSeq lists its product as hypothetical. NCBI's taxonomy places the organism in Eukaryota, Euglenozoa, Kinetoplastea, Trypanosomatida, Trypanosomatidae. The record is from RefSeq and is a predicted model, not a curated record. The transcript has a single exon. Bases 1 to 1359 code for a protein of 452 amino acids.
AUGGCGUGCGGUGGCGGCCAUGACGUGGUCGCGGCCGCUCAACAGAGGCUUGAGGCAUUGAAAUAUCUCGCGGAAGCUAUCGAGACGGAGCAGGGGCUCAAGGAGGGCCACUUGCGACAACUGCAAAGACGAUUAGAGGACCUGCAACGGGAAAAGGAGUCUGUACGCGACCGCACACGCGAGGUUAGUGCCGAUACUGCCGUUGUUCUGAAUGAACUGCGCGCUGUGGAGGAACUUGAGAUGCUAGACAACAUGCUCGUGGAGAAGAACACGCAGUUACUCUUGCGGCAGGUGCGGCAAGACUCACUCCUCCAGCAACUGGCCAACAUGGAGGCUACAAUAGAGGAUAGUGCGCAUGUGAAGCGGUGGCGGAUGGCCGAAAGCACAUCAGAAGUGCAAGCUUCUGAGUGCGAAGCCGAGUGGGAAUUUUUCUGCGGGCGUCUGCGGCGCCGCGUGGACGGAGUAGACCGCUGCUGUCUUGGUCACACCUUCCACUUGGUGAACCAUCCCGUUUCGGUAUUCCACCAAAGCCUGCGCAAGAUGUAUCGCAUGGCAUGUAAUCGUGAGGAAGAGCUGGCUCUACAGCUCGAGUCCGUCGAUGCACAGUUGGAGCAUGCGACAUCACUUGACGACGCGCUGCGCGGCAUUGAGGCUGAUUACAAACACGAAAUGGGAGGACUAGAGCGCGGCAACCAAGAUGAAGUGCAAGCCUUGGAGGAAGCAGCGUCAGUGGAAAAUAUGGAGCUGUGCAAGGCCCUUCAGGAGGCCAUGGACACGCGCCGCCUCCUCAUUGGGCAGUUGCAGGCCAAAGGAUUUGACCCCGUAGGGGACGAGUUCCAACACCCAUCCUUGAUUGGUGUUCUGGAGAACGCACCGUUGGUGCCGAGUGACCAGCAUGACAUGGGCUGUUGUGAAAAUUCCGUCAAUGGCAGUUCGGGUGGCACAGAAAAGACGUCGCUAAGGUCCGCAGUAAUCCUCCAGCGGCCACGACUGAGUGAUGGCGGCUCUGCGUCUGAAGCUGGAGUUUUCAAUGCCGCCACGACUGUCGGGGCCACCGCAACUUCGGAUGCGGUAGUUAAGACAAUCUCUCCGGUUGGGGAUUCUGCGCCGACUGGAAAGGGUGCAGGGGCGGAGUUGUUGAAGUCUCAGGUUGCCGCAGCAGAAAGAGAUGUGCAUCGGCUUCAGCAGGGGUAUGAAACACUAAAGGAGGAAGCCGAUCGAGCAGUUCGCGAGUACAAAACCAGCUUAAACGCCUUAGAGGUGAAGCUUCGUGCAGCGUGUGAUGCAGUUGCAGUGCUUCAGAAGGAAAAAUCCGAAUGGGAAGCCCUCCAGCAGCAAAUGUCCCUAAUGGUUCCUUAG